GUGCCAUGGUGGUUACUUUUUUCGUUGUAUUCAGUAUUGGAAUGUGUAUUAUUGAAUUAUCGAUUACUUCGCAUUUCGCAAUCCCCUUCUUUUACGACUUCUGCGCACUCUUUUGUCCAUAGUUGUUUGUUGUUGUUAGUGUUUUUACUCAUCAGUCAUCAGUGAAGAAUAAAUAUCUAUUAUCUAGUGGCUAACUGGCCAGUCAUCGCCCGUCGUGCAUUUGUGUAUAUUGUUUGCUACUCGUACUACAAAAUUAAUAUUAAUUUAUUUUAAAUUGUGGUGUGCUCGUUAUACACGACUAUUGUUGGUUCGUAUUUGUACGUUGACGUUACCACGAAAAUCAUGUCUAUCUGCACGUUUUUAGGCAAGUACAUUUUGUACUUGUUCAAUCUGCUGUGUCUCAUCUCCAGUGUUGGCAUUUUGUCAAUCGCCUUCAUUAUCAAUCAAAAACUAUACAAAUGGUCAAAUUUCAUAAGCACAGAUCUCAUCACCACACCUCAAAUAUUGUUGGCUAUUGGUAUUGGACUGUUUAUUAUAUCCAUCAUUGGUCUAUGUGGUGUGCUGAGAGACAUUGGAUGGCUUUUGACACUGUUUUCCGUUCUGCUUACAAUCGUCUUGAUUGGAGAACUCAUUUUAUCUGGUUUUGUGUAUCAAAUGCGCAAUGAAAUCAAAGAUUAUGCAUUGAAUCAGAUGAACCAUACAAUUUCUGGAUACAAUAAAACUGGUUUUGAAGCCUCCACACAAACUUGGAAUUUGAUACAGGCUGAUAUUGAAUGUUGUGGAAUCUAUGGACCAGAAGACUGGAAACCAGUUACAGCCAAUAAAUUGCCUACGUCUUGUUGCUAUGCCAUACCGCUAGACGGAUUUUGCACAUAUGAUGAAUCAUACAAAGAUGGCUGCUUUGAAAAGUUUGAAAGUAUUCUACAAGAAAAUAGUAAAAUAAUAAUAUGGGCCGCAAUUGGAUUUGCUUUAAUUCAGCUUUUUGCUGUGUUUUUAGCAUGUUGUCGCAAGUGUUCUUUACACAAAGAAUAUGAAACAGUGUAAACAUAAUUAUCAUCAAAGUAUGUAGUUAUUAAUAGAGAAACAUAAAUAAUAUGUACUAUUAAUACCAAUUUAUUUCAUUAUUCCCAACAUUAUUAUUUCUUUCUUUUAUAAAUUAUAAUGUGUUUAGAUUAACUGAUAUAAAAUUUUAAUCGAUAUGAUAUUAAAUUAUCAUUUAUUUUUAUCAAAUUUACAAUAAUCUAUAAUAAUUUUUGGUUGUCUUUUGUAUUCAUUUAUUUUAAAAUGAAUUGUUUAUCAUUUUUAUUUAUCUAAAACUUAAAACUAUCCUUUAUAUUAUUUGCCAUUGUUCUUUACAGAUUAAGCAAAUAUUUGAUAUUAUCAGAUAAUAUCAGCAAUUAAUGUAUGUUUACAAUUUUGACUUAAGUUUUGAAUCUUAAAAUAAUAAAUCAAAUUAUAACAUUGUAUACAAAUAUACAAUAUUAAGUAUUUAUGGAAUGAUUUCUUAUUUCAUACAUUAUUUGCUAUAAUUUUUACACUUUUGUUACUGUUUUUUAAAACUAUACAAAUAAAUACCUAGUUCUACUUAGAUUUACUACUUAUAUUUCUUUAUUGUAUUUAUGUAUUAUACUUCAUUAUCCAUUUUUAUUGAAGUCUUGUUCUCAUGUAGUAAUAUAUUUUACUUUUAAGAUUUUCAUACAAACAGUUGUAUUUGUAUUAUUUUAAAGAUAUUAAAUAUAUUGAUGAGGAA
Molecule: messenger RNA, 1750 nt
Organism: Aphis gossypii (cotton aphid)
Lineage: Eukaryota; Metazoa; Arthropoda; Insecta; Hemiptera; Aphididae
Product: CD63 antigen-like
Exons: 5
Coding region: 343-1044 (233 amino acids)
Cellular component (GO): membrane
Source: RefSeq, a predicted model, not a curated record